Messenger RNA from Scomber japonicus (chub mackerel), 1458 nucleotides. It is a transcript of the gene cyp26a1, whose product is annotated as cytochrome P450 26A1. Bases 1 to 1458 code for a protein of 485 amino acids. The transcript is spliced from 7 exons. The record is from RefSeq and is a predicted model, not a curated record. Lineage: Eukaryota; Metazoa; Chordata; Actinopteri; Scombriformes; Scombridae. Gene Ontology annotation, molecular function: heme binding; iron ion binding; oxidoreductase activity, acting on paired donors, with incorporation or reduction of molecular oxygen. Gene Ontology annotation, biological process: sterol metabolic process.
AUGGCUCUGAACACACUGCUGGCUACCUUCCUGUGCACCAUCGUGCUUCCCGUCCUGCUGUUUCUGGUUGCGGUGAAGCUGUGGGAGGUUUACAUGAUCCGAGGCAGAGACCCGAGCUGCUCCAGACCGCUGCCCCCGGGAUCCAUGGGUUUACCUUUCAUUGGAGAGACGCUGCAGCUCAUCCUGCAGAGGAGGAAGUUUCUGCGGAUGAAGCGGCAGAAGUACGGCUUCAUCUACCGCACACAUCUCUUUGGGAACCCCACGGUGCGCGUGACCGGAGCGGAUAAUGUAAAGCAGAUUCUGCUGGGAGAACACAAGCUCGUGUCCGUGCAGUGGCCCGCGUCUGUGCGUACCAUCCUGGGCUCGGACACGCUGUCAAACGUGCACGGAGCACAACACAAGACCAAGAAGAAGGCCAUCAUGCGUGCCUUCUCCAGGGAAGCUCUGGAGCUCUACAUCCCUGUCAUCCAGGAGGAGGUGCGGGCUGCUGUGAAGGAGUGGCUGGAGAGAGACUCCUGUGUGCUGAUCUACCCAGAGAUGAAGAGGCUGAUGUUCCGUAUUUCCAUGAGGAUCCUGCUGGGCUUCGAGCCAGAUCAGAUUAAGACAGAUGAGCACCAGCUGGUGGAAGCUUUUGAGGAAAUGAUCAAGAAUCUGUUCUCUUUGCCUAUCGAUGUGCCUUUCAGCGGACUAUACCGGGGCUUGAAGGCGAGGAACUUCAUCCACUCCAAGAUAGAGGAGAACAUCAAGAAGAAGGUUCAGGAGUCAGACAAGGAGUCCAAACACAGAGACGCUCUGCAGCAGCUCAUAGACAGCAGCAAGAAGAACGGGGAACCAUUCAGCAUGCAGGCCAUUAAGGAGUCUGCUACAGAGCUGUUGUUUGGGGGUCAUGAGACCACAGCCAGCACAGCCACCUCUCUGAUCAUGUUCCUGGGGCUGAACCCUGAAGUUGUGGGCAGACUGAGGCAGGAACUGAUGGAAAAGGGGAUGGACAUCCAGAGUCUGAACAUCGAGUCCUUGGAGCAGUUGAAAUACACGAGCUGCGUCAUUAAAGAAACACUAAGGAUCAACCCUCCUGUUCCCGGAGGCUUCAGAGUGGCCCUUAAGACAUUUGAGCUCAAUGGUUACCAAAUUCCCAAAGGCUGGAACGUCAUUUACAGCAUCUGUGACACCCAUGACGUGGCCGAUAUGUUCCCCAACAAAGAAGACUUCCAGCCAGAGCGCUUCAUGACCAAACCCACGAGCGACUCCUCCAGGUUCCAGUACAUCCCAUUUGGGGGAGGAUCCAGGAUGUGUGUGGGCAAGGAAUUUGCCAAGGUCCUGCUGAAGAUCUUCCUGGUAGAGGUGGUCACAAAGUGUCACUGGACUCUUUUAAAUGGGCCGCCCACCAUGAAAACAGGACCUACUCUGUACCCUGUGGACAAUCUGCCAACCAAGUUUACCAGCUAUGUACAAAAUUAA